Messenger RNA from Olea europaea var. sylvestris, 2957 nucleotides. RefSeq names its product cell differentiation protein rcd1-like. Gene Ontology annotation, cellular component: CCR4-NOT core complex; P-body; CCR4-NOT complex. The record is from RefSeq and is a predicted model, not a curated record. The transcript has 9 exons. Lineage: Eukaryota; Viridiplantae; Streptophyta; Magnoliopsida; Lamiales; Oleaceae. Gene Ontology annotation, biological process: mRNA catabolic process; negative regulation of translation. The coding region runs from base 77 to 1285 and encodes 402 amino acids.
UUCAUUAUUUCAACUAGACAAAACUCGAAACCGAAAUCGAAAGGUCAGUUUCUGCAUAAGAAUUAUCGAAGAGGAAAUGGCUAGCCGAAAACCUAACUCAUCAAGCAUGACUCUCGUCAAAGGAUCCGCCAGCCCGUCGAGCCCUGUUGUUUCUUCUGCGGGCUCGUCGAGUCCUGUUGUUUCUGUGGGCUCGUCGAGUCCUGUUGUUUCUGCGGGCUCGUCGAGCCCUGUUGUUUCUGUGGGCUCGUCGAGUCCUGUUGUUUCGGGUGAUUCGCCUGCUUCUGCUGGUUCGGGUGAUUCGCCGGCCUCUGCUGGUUCCGGCAACUCCCCGGCCUCUGCUGGUUCCGUGGGCUCAGCAGCCUCUGCUACCUCCGUGGGAUCAUCGGCGUCUGCUAGUGUCGUGGACCCACCGGUUUCUCCUACCGCAGCCGAUGACAGUGCCUGCGAAAUGCAAUUGGCCAUGAAGCUCCUCGUCGAUCUCCAGGACGCUGAUCUCCGGGGAAAUGCCCUUUUGGAACUCUGCAAGAUGAGAGAAAAAUUUCAAGAUUUCGGUCUGCUACUAUGGCAAAGCUUCGGUACAAUGGCAAUACUCUUGCAGGAAGUAAUUGGCAUCUACCCGUAUUUAUCACCACCUACUCUAACGUCAGCACAAUCAAACAGAGCCUGCAAUGCACUUGCCCUUCUCCAGUGCGUGGCAUCCCAUCCGUGCACAAGGAGGUCGUUUGUCAAAGCUCACUUUCCAUUAUAUUUGUACUCCUUUCUUACCACAAAUUGCAAAUUAAGGCCAUUUGAGUACCUGAGGCUUACUUGCCUGGGUGUCCUUGGUGCUCUAGUGAAGGGAGAUGACACUGCAGUUAUCCGUUUCCUUCUUGAUACAGAAAUUAUGCCCCUGUGUCUACGCCUUAUGGAGAAUGGCAAUGAAAUGACAAAAACGGUUGCCGCAUACAUCCUGCUAAAGAUAUUGCAGGAUGGAGAAGGCUUGGGAUAUGUAUGUGUUGCAGCAGAUCGAUUCUAUGCUGUAUGUCGAGUACUGAGGAGUUUGGUUGUCGGACUGGCUGAAAAACCUUCACCUCUGCUAUUAAAGCACAUUAUUAAGUGCUAUAUUCGGAUGUCUGAGGACCCAAGGGGUCGCAUUGCACUAAGAGAUUCCCUUCCGGAAAUUCUCAUGGAUGGCACAUUUAAUAGUCUCCUUAAUGAAGAUCGAAUGAUGAAAAGGUGUCUGAGACAGUUGAUUCUCAAUGUUCAUGGGUCUCUGGCUUGUCUUCAAGGUGGGGGGACAUCUUAGUUAUGCUGGUCAAUUGAUACAAGACAUAGGGUUAUCAGAUGAUGCAGUGAUGCUUUUCCUGGUUGAUGUGCCAGUGUUUAUCAUUUAUAUUUGCUGCUUUUGUUAACAUAUUUUGGGUAGAUUUGCAGUUCUUUAAUCGUAUUCCUGGUUUGACUUUUAGCUUCAAAUAAAGCCCUAACUCAGUCCAGAAAUAUUCUGUUUAUUGCCUUUGUUUAUUAAUUUUAUGUUCUUCUGUUAUGUUAGUAAAUGCUGCAAUCAUUACUUUGAAUAAUUUAUAGACCGUGGAAGCUAGUCUCGCUUGUAAACUGGACUAAUUAAAGUGAAGCACUGUUGCUUUGAGUUGGUUAUAAUUGCAACGGUUAAUUCUAGCUUUAGAUUGGUGGACUGUGUUAAAUUUUGUUUCGUUCUUGGUCGAAGGGUAUGGAAAUAGAGUGAGGCUGCACCAAUUUGGAUUCCGUUGUUACUAGGAUUAAAUUAUCUACUGAGUACGAUAAGAUAGUUUUAUCUGUAAAUAGAGCAAAUUCAGUUAUAUUUAUUGAUUUCACAUAGCUGGAGUCCGCUGAAAUUAACUUGUACAAGUAUAAAUAGUUAACUAAAUUUUUUUUGCAUACAAUAAAUUCUUAUAUUUAAAUUUAUUUUUUAGUUUUUUUCUUGAAGACCUUACUGAGAGAUCAUAAAUAAGUGUUUUAUAUUAGUUUAUUAUGCUGAAGAUCUGGUCGAGCUCAAGUCAGAUUGAGAUUCAUUUACACUAUCAAACUGGAUUUUGAUGCGGGUUGGAUAUCAUUGAUGGAGUAAUUGGUUAGAAGUAUAUUACUAGGAAUAAGAAUGAUGGAAGCUUUAGAUCGUAUAGGCUAAGCUUGGUAUAUCCAGAUUGGUUUAAGUUUAGAAUUCAAUUAUAUAACUAAUUAACAUAGCAGGAGUGAACUGAAUUAACUAACUAAACAAGAAUAGUGAGUAGAAACAUAGAGAUUUGCUCAUUUAAUUUUUAACAAGAAGUAAAUCUCGACCUUUGAUUUUUGAAUUUUCUUUUAAGGCCUUACUAUGGGUUCUUAAAUAUAUUUUGGAUCUACUUAACAGUACCGAAGUUCCAGCCAGAUUCCCGUUUAACAAACUCAAUUUGAUAUGGAUUGAUUUCUGUAGAUAGUGGUGAUGCUGGAAACUCCUUGUACUUGCUCUUGAACCUCAGGUAUUCUAUGAUUUGCAAGAAAAACGGGGGCAGAUGCCCCUGGUUGAUCUCCCAUGCUAAUGCCCGCAAGAUAUGAGAAUAAAUGUGUAUAUUUAAUGUAAAAGAUGCUACCAUGGACCUUGCUUUACCUAGUCUGGGGACUGGUCAUUUUAUUUUAGGUACGACAAGCUUAGUCAUCAGGAUUUCCUGAAAUACUAGGGUUCUGAUGAAGGAUUAAUCCUUUACUAUAACUGGAGAACAUAUUGACUGAUUAGUCUGUCGGUGGCCAUGUAUGCACGAUGCUAGAAUGCAUUGUUUCUCCGAUGGUCUGUAUGUUGGUGAAUCUUUGACAUAGUUUGGGCCUCUAGAGCCACUGUUCACUGGUCUAGGAGCAAGGAAGUCGAGCUUCGAGUUUCUUUGUAUCACUAGAUAGUAUGAAUGAUCAGAAGAGCAUAUCAUUAGGAAUAAGUAAAAUGGAAGUUAUAGAUAAACGUAAGUCUAAUUAAA